GUCGUCAUCGGUGAGAAUGCUACUGAUUCUACAACAGCUAUAACUUGUCAUGAUAGUUACAGUAGUAAUGUGCAGUGUUACCGACUCUGAAAACCGCCCCUAUACCCUUUCUUUCCCUUUACCCCCGACUCUCUCACCAGACCCCUAAUCAACCGCCGAUACAAUGUCCCACUCAUACAAAAGCCAAUACCCCUUUGGCGUCGAGGUUGAGUCCUCCAUUGUCGAGUUCUUCGAGAGGUUCUACCGUGUCUCAGACACGCCAGGUGCUCACGAUGAAUAUGUUGAUAUGUUCACCAAUGAUGCAACCUUUAUCCUGGCAUCCAAAUCAAGUCGAGGCCGCGAAGAUAUCCUUAGCAUGAGACACGGCAUGUGGUCUUCGAUAUCUUCCCGUAAGCACACUGUGCCGAAGAUCUUCCCCUUUGGCUCGUCCUCCCGCGAGUUUAUGCUAUACGGCUCGGUCAAGUUUGACUUCAAGGACGGGAAGGAGGGUGAAGUGGACUGGGCGGCCCGAGCCGAGUUGUCGUCCCAGGACGGGGUUUGGAGAAUGAGCUUCUACCAGGUCUAUCUGGAUACCGGAGCCAAUAUUUACGGCAAGAAAUAAGAGUAUCUCCCAGGUCAGAGUAGGAGAUUCAUGGCGCAAGGGAGCAUCUACGUGUACUGUUUCAAUCAAUAAUGCACCUUUAAUUUUGUAUAAUCGUUGUCGUUAUCCUUCUUCCGAACUCGGUUACGAGUGCCCCG
Phialemonium atrogriseum is the source of this 738-nucleotide messenger RNA. RefSeq lists its product as uncharacterized. The record is from RefSeq and is a predicted model, not a curated record. Lineage: Eukaryota; Fungi; Ascomycota; Sordariomycetes; Cephalothecales; Cephalothecaceae. Bases 164 to 601 code for a protein of 145 amino acids. The transcript is spliced from 3 exons.